Molecule: messenger RNA, 3844 nt
Organism: Silurus meridionalis
Lineage: Eukaryota; Metazoa; Chordata; Actinopteri; Siluriformes; Siluridae
Gene: il21r.1
Product: interleukin 21 receptor, tandem duplicate 1
Exons: 9
Coding region: 372-1919 (515 amino acids)
Biological process (GO): immunoglobulin mediated immune response; cytokine-mediated signaling pathway
Cellular component (GO): external side of plasma membrane
Molecular function (GO): protein binding; cytokine receptor activity
Source: RefSeq, a predicted model, not a curated record
GCUUGACAUUUCAGCUUACUUUGCAGGAGACCACAAAACCACAUCCUUCGUGUCAUGAUGCCCCAGACGUCAUCUGCUGAAUGACCUUGUCGGUGAAUAGGAGAGCAUUGAUAGCUCAGUAUACUGUAUGUAGUAAAAACUGUUUAAAAAAAAAAAAAAGAAGAAAGAAAAGAGAAAUAUUGCUAAGAGAAACACAACGCAACGGUUUGACGAAAGUCUCGUUUGAAGAUUUGGAUAUGUUCAGUUUAAAGAAUUUGCUUGGGAGUAACAAAGAAGUUCGGAUAACCAGAUUUUAUUUCUGUGCUGUGUAAUGAGCAUCUGAGUGGAGCUAAGCUGAGCUGAGGACCGGGUUUUGUGUGUUCAUCUUUAUAAUGUUAUACAUGGCCAUUCUUCUGCUUCUGGUCUGUGGAAUUAUUCACCAAACAGAUGGUGCAGGUUACUUGAGGUGUACCACGGAUUAUAUCUCAACACUGAACUGUUCUUGUUCAAGCCCUGACAAAACAGUCCCUUGGGAGAUUGAAGCAAACUGCAGCGAUGCAAUGGGCUUCACAGAUGGGAGAUGUGUCAUCAGACCACCACUUCAGUGGUGCACCAUUCAGCCAGACAGUUUUUUCCUGAUCGCAAACCCUGACACCACAUGCACACUAAAAGCAAAACGAUUCAAACAACUAACCAUUAAGGAAGAGAUCAUUCAAAUCGAUGUGCCUUUGGAACAGAUGAUUAAGCCACAGAAACCUGACAAUCUAACUCUGACUAAAAACAAUAAAGAAUUCAACAUCUCCUGGGAGAUGGCCUAUAAUAAGGAUGAAACUGUGGAAUUGUCUGGUUAUCUGGUGUACCGGGUGCGUUUACGGCCCAAAGACUUCAGGAGCGAGGAGAAAUUUAAGAUCUACAAUGUCAGAGAGGACCGCAGGUACCACGAGAUCCAGUGCGACCAGCUCACUCCAGGCAAAGUGUAUGUGGUUGAUGUCCAGGCCUCAGUGAACUUCCUACCUAACCCAGACGCUGAAAGUGAAUGGAGCGAGUGGAGCCCUAGCAUUGAGUGCACCUGCCCACACCCCAAACCCGACGAUCCUAUAUGGUUAUUCUUUAUGCUUCCUCUUGCUCUCACUCUCUUGGGGUUCUUUGGGUUUUGGUACAGGGGGAUGCUUAAGAAGCCAUGUCUGUUUCAGUAUAUCCCAGACCCCUACGAUUUCUUCAAACCCCUUUAUCACACAUACCAAGGGGACUUUAAGAAAUGGGUUGGACCAGUCUUUACCUUCAGCAACUUUGACAUGCUAGAAAAGAGCGCUCCGCUGCAGGUGCUUUGUGAGAAGCAGCUGCCAGUCACGCCACAGCAAAGGCCUAUUCUCCAUGAUCAAGGUAGUGAAGGCAGUAGUGUGGGAGACUGGAGUCUUCUAAGCUUAAUGAACCCAGACUUGUCCAAGCGUUACUUCCUUGGGGGCAGCAGCCUUGGCCUUGCCCACUCUGGUGGCCAUAUCUCCAUGGAUACCGUGACCGUGUCUGGACAAGAGGGUGCCAUGUUGGAUUUCCAGGAGACCAAUCAGAAUGCAGUCCAGGUUCCUGGUGAGGCAGAGGAUCAGGAGCAGGACAGCAGGGAGAGUUCAGAAGAUCAACAAAGUUUUGAUGAUUGGCGACUACAAGCCAACGACGCAGAGAAUGGAGAACGGCUGUCACUGGAUUCAUUUAGUUCGAACGAACACUCCGAUUAUGGUUAUCCUCAAAUUGCGCUAGACUUGGACACAAUUGACAGUGGAUUCUUGGAAUCAGACUGUUCGAGCCCUGUGAGCUCCGAAUGUGAAGGAGGAGAAGGGAUGGAUACGGCUUUAUUGGGCAGCACUGUGGGGACCCAUUCAAACUAUGUCAAGCAGUGGGUGGCUUUUAUGCCAGCCUCAGGAGAAAAUAGCAACUCUGUUUGAGCGAACUGCUCCACUGACAGGCUCUCAUGCAAUGCAUUUUGGAACUGUCUGAAAAGUCCAUGUUGCAUGUUGAUUAGCCAUCUAUGGCUACCAGUAACACAAAAUGACUGUUACAUUAAAAAGUAUCUGCAAUGACCUGCAGAAACAAUAGACUUAAUUCUGGGUAUUUGCCUCAGUCAAAAUCUUUUAAAAAAGAGACUUUGGUGCUAUCACUGGUAUGGCAAAUUGCUUUCUUUUUUGAAACAAAACAAAAUUGCAGUGAUAGAUCAAGAGAUGGCGAAGAUUAUUAGAAACAGUCGUGUAAUUGUAUGAUAAUGCCCCAUAGUUCAGCUCUUGUUAUCGAGCUUUAUGUGCGAAGAGGAAACUAAGCGUGUGGAGAUAAGGCAGCAUAGGCAUUUUUUUCUGAAGCGGACCUCAUCUGAUAUCCACUCAAAUGCAAAUAUAUCAGAUCACAUACUGUUUGUUCAUAGCUAUAGAUGCUGAUCUCAGCUACUGGCUUAUUAUCAUUUCAUAAUGAAAGAUCUGGGUCACCUUUGGCAGCUGAGAUAAUUUUGUUGAAAUUUAAAGAGUUUUAGACUUCAGCACUUGAUCUUGGCACUUAAUCAUGUGGUGUGGUAUGAUGGUAUGAAAAACCCUGCAUUAUAAAAGAAUGAUUCAUAUGCAGUAGAAAGAAAACAUCAGGCUCAGGUGGACGAAGUGUUUUGAUUUAUACAUAUGAAACUUAGCUCAUGAGCUACAAUGUCGCUUAUGGGAUUCAUUGGGCACACAGUUUGCUUUUUUUUUUUUUUUCCAUGCCCCUGUAUUACCACUGUGUUAAUAAAUUUUUAUUUUUUUAUUUUUAUUUUUUUUUUUUUAUUUUUUUGGACUUAUCAAACUGACAAAAAAUAAACAUUAGCUUUAACUCUUUACAUUAGAAAUGUUAAAGCAGCUUCUUUGGUUUAUAAAAAGAAAUCUACAAAGAAAUUCCUACCAAUUUUCAUUAAAUACAUUUGAGAUCAACAAUUAAUACUGACUUCCCUAAAAGGGGAACUUAUGAACUCUAUUUUAUUCAUAUAUACAGUAGACAACAUGACAAUGUGAUCUCAUUUCUAUUGGGCCCUGUGCAAGAUUAACUAUGAGAAAGGGGACACUAAAGGGAACUGUGAAUCCAAUUAGAAACAAAACAAACUUACUGACUGAAAAAAAAGAAGAAACAACACACAUCAGUAGUAUGUUGCUUACUCUUUUGUUCUAUUUUUUUUUUUUUAUUCCAAGUAAUUUGCUUUAAUGACACUGAUGAAGCCAGUGCCUUCACAUCCAGUCCAUUGAUUAAUGUGCAAUUAAGUGUAACAAACUCUAUAAAGGGCUGUACAGAUAUAAAACUGCAUGACACCUUGUACAUGUUGCUUUAGAAACAUAAAAUCCACUUUCUCAAGAUGUUUUCAGUGCACGUGGAGAUGACUGAUUACAUAUAAAGUACCAUAAUAGGGUGCUUUUUUAAAAAGAAAAUAACACUUUGGUUUUAUGACUAAGAGAUAGGUAGUGAAGGUACAGAGAAUAAAGUGACUGAAUUACUCCGAAAUGUCACAAGGCAAAGCACCCAACCAUCAUGUUACCUUCUUUAUUAACCAUCAUAGAUGGAAGAUAAUGCUGAGGUUUUUAACAGGAACUGUCUCUGUAUAUAAAGCAAUGUAAGGCUCUUAUACAAGCAGAGAGCUCAUUCACCUUCAAAUGCUUUACCUCACAAGGUAAAUACCAUGUUUUAAAUUCUAUGUGUAUUGUUUUGUUGUUGUCUAUCUAUGUAAAUGUACAUUAUAUAAAAAAAGGAACGCUUAUUGUUACUAGUGCAAAUGGUUUCAUGCUUUAUGGUUUUUUGUGGUUUUUUCUCUUUUUUUUGUACUUUAUGUCAAAUCUUGCAAUUCUAAAACAAUUAAACAUGCCUUGAA